This is a messenger RNA of Xiphias gladius (swordfish), 2557 nucleotides long. RefSeq lists its product as uncharacterized. The coding region runs from base 381 to 2036 and encodes 551 amino acids. The record is from RefSeq and is a predicted model, not a curated record. Lineage: Eukaryota; Metazoa; Chordata; Actinopteri; Istiophoriformes; Xiphiidae. The transcript has 11 exons. Gene Ontology annotation, molecular function: O-methyltransferase activity; oxidoreductase activity, acting on the CH-OH group of donors, NAD or NADP as acceptor.
AACGGGGCCCGUACCGUGGCUCACAGGACACCAAACAAACAAGCAAGCAAACAAACAACUCCCAACAUUCAUUCCGACUCUCCCUGGAUAGCCGCACGUGGAAUUUGGAAACCCCGUCUGCAAGUGCGCCCGUGGACCUCGCGGGUUUUUUGUUGUUGUCUGUCUGACGGGAGGCUCUUGCGGACUGGACGCGGACACAUGCUGCGAGCGCCGUUGGAUAACGAGCGUUCCUCGCGUGUUGUGCAAGCCGCCGGUCACUCCCCUCACCCAAUGAUUUGCAUAGUUUCAGUGAUAUAACAGUCGCUCCACCGCCACGCUCACGAGUGCUCCUGCCGUGGCUGACAGCCGCCGAAGUUCGUCACGCCCAUAAAACGCGCACCAUGCCGGCCGAAAAAGUUCCCGACACCCCGAUGGAGAUCCUUGUGGAGAUCCUAAAAAAAGCCAAUGAGAUAGCUGCAUCAAGUGCUAAUGUCCCAGAGGAGUUAACAAGUCACUUGCAGAAGGCUCUGGACAUAGCCAGCGGCCUGGAUGACUACCUGGAGAAAAUGACCACACAGGAAAGCGAACCUCUGGCAGAGCUCUAUGAAAAAACAACUUCUCAUGACUGGGAUCAAGUGUACAAAGAGGGCAAAACUACGUUCCGGCUUCCCAAGGAGUGCAUCACUGGACAUGUUGAAGGCCAGACCCUGAAGAUGCUGAUUCGCAUGAGUCAAGCCAAGAGUGUCCUAGAGAUUGGGAUGUUCACUGGCUACGGAGCUCUGUCCAUGGCUGAAGGGCUUCCCGAGGACGGUCGCUUAGUUGCUUGCGAGUUAGAGCCAUACCUCAAGGAGUUUGCUCAGCCCAUUUUUGACAAGUCUCCGCAUGGCAAGAAAAUUACUGUCAAAACUGGAUCUGCCAUGGACACCCUAAAGGAAUUGGCUGCUGCAGGUGAGCAGUUCGACAUGGUCUUCAUUGAUGCUGACAAGACGAAUUACAUCAACUACUACAACUUUAUCCUCGACAACAAUCUGCUGAGAUUGCGAGGGGUCAUAUGUGUAGAUAACUCCCUGUUCAAAGCAAAGGUUUAUCUUAAGGACACCAUAGAUAACAACGGACUGGCGCUUCGAGAAUUCAACCAGUUUGUUUCUAAUGAUCCCCGUGUGGAACAGGUCAUUAUCCCUCUCAGAGAUGGCAUCAGUGUUAUCUGCCGGGUGUCUGUGGCCUCGGAGUGCGCAAGAACCAAGAGUAAAAUAACAGACGACGAGAUUUUCCGCGGGGUCAAGGGGCGCCCCAUUCUUGAUCGGAUGCGUCUUGAUGGAAAGGUAGCCUAUGUGACGGGCGCGGGCCAGGGUAUAGGCCGAGCAUUCGCUCACGCCCUGGGGGAGGCUGGUGCGAAGGUGGCUGUGGUAGACCUGGACAUUGUUAAAGCAGAGGCAGUGGCUAAAGAGCUCUUUCUUAAAGGCAUUAAUGCCACUGCAAUCGCAGCUGACAUUGGCAAGUCAGAGGACGUCCAGAGGAUGAUGGACAACAUUGUCUCCAAAUGGGGAGCGAUCCACAUCGCUUGUAACAACGCUGGCAUCAACAUGAACUCAGCCAGCGAAGACACCAGUCUAGAGGAGUGGGACCAAACCUUUAAUGUCAACCUGAGGGGGACUUUCAUGUGCUGUCAGGCGGCAGGUCGAGUGAUGUUGAGUCAAGGAUACGGCAAGAUUAUCAACACGGCCUCCAUGGCCAGUCUCAUAGUCCCCCAUCCCCAGAAGCAGCUUUCCUACAACACAUCUAAGGCUGGAGUGGUCAAAAUGACUCAGACUCUGGGCACUGAAUGGAUUGACAGAGGAGUGUGUGUCAACUGCAUCUCCCCGGGGAUUGUUGACACCCCUCUCAUCCACUCGGAGAGUCUGAGGCCUCUGGUGCAGCGCUGGCUGUCAGAUAUCCCUGCUGGUAGACUGGCUCAAGUGACAGACCUGCAAGCUGCAGUGGUCUACUUGGCAUCUGAUGCCUCUGACUACAUGACAGGGCAUAACUUAGUCAUAGAGGGUGGGCAAAGUCUGUGGUAGAGGGGGUAGAUGAAGAGAUGAGAACCUUUUUUCCUCUUCAAUCCCCUGGGAUUAGUCUCAGAAAUAGGUGGCAUUCACAUUAUCUGCCUUUGACACAUCCUCAGCAGUAUUAGUUUAAAUGUUGCUGGAUGUUUAACUUUUGGUCAGCUAUACAGGAUGCUACCAGGCAUCUCAUCACACCUUGAAAUAGUUUAUGGUAUGAUGAGAUGAGUGGUAGCAUCCUGUAAAGGUUCAGUUUGCUGUCAUGUGUGUAAUGACUGUGGCACACUGAACUUCCUCAGUGGAAAAAGUAAUAAAACUGAUGUAAGAGCCACCAGUCUUCUUGUCACACAGAAGACUUGUUUGAGAAAUGCCAAGAGUGAAAAGGAAAAACCUUUUCGCUGUCUUUUGAAACAUGUCCAAAUAGUUUUGUCACAAUUUUUGCUGCAUGUUCUCUUGACAUUUUUUAUUCAUUGAAUUCUGUUUUUUUGAAUGUAAUUGUAACUGUCUUAAGUGCCACUGAAAUAAAACAGCAGAGCAUA